Molecule: messenger RNA, 3357 nt
Organism: Psylliodes chrysocephalus
Lineage: Eukaryota; Metazoa; Arthropoda; Insecta; Coleoptera; Chrysomelidae
Source: the annotation of a GenBank genome assembly
CACAGUCGACGCUUAACAUCGCGGCGCUCUGCUUAUUUGUUGUUUUUUUUUUAUUGCGAUUAACUGAAAGUAAAACAAAAAUUGGACAUAAAAUAAAUAAAAACGUUAACAGAAACUUUCCUGAAAAGGCUGUACGAUUGUGUCGGAAAAGUUAGAUUGUUUUCCGUAACUGAAAACAACGGAUAUUUCGCAGGGUUCAAGAAUAAAAUAAUGGAAAGUUAGAUAGUUAGUUGAGAUGAGGAAAAUCGUGGUUAUUUUGGUGAUUUUGAUAGCUGCUGUAGCCGGUAUCAGGAAGAGGACUAUUAAUAUUGGAAUUUUUUUGAACGAUGAUGAGCAAUACGAAACAUCAACUAUUGCUAUUGCUAGCGCAGUAAGAACAAUCAAUCUAUAUUCUAAAGUUGAAUAUUUGCUGCGUCCUCAUAUAUUCCGCACUCACAAAGAAGACAUUUUAAAGACUGGAUUACUAGCAUGCAGCCUCCUGGAAAAAGGCAUAGCCGCCAUUUUUGGUCCCGAUUCUCCAGAAAUUAAUAGCAUUAUUCAAUCAGUGUCUUCCAGUCUGGAGAUACCGCAAUUUCAGACGUUCUGGAAUCCAAAAUUAGCGUUUCUCGCCAGCCGGCAGUCGCCAUCAGAGAAGCCCAUCCAAAUUUUCAACUUGCAUCCCAGCCCUAAAAGCCUCUCAAAGGCUCUGGCUACGCUGGUAAGAGAGAAUGACUGGAAGAGUUAUACCAUUCUUUAUGAAAAUGAUAAUGGACUUUUAAGACUCGAGGAGACUUUGAAACAGCUGAAUCCUAACGAUCCUGUGGUGGCUUUUAAAACGUUGGGUCUUCCGGAGAAUCACAGAUCGGUGUUAAAAGAAGUCAAAAGCUCGGGUGUCUUGCAUUUUAUCCUAGAUUGCGAAGUGGAUCAUAUAAUGGACAUUUUAAGAUUAGCUAAAGAACUGAAACUAUUGUCAGAAUUCCAUAGCUACAUUCUAACAAACUUGGAUGCCCAUACUUUAGACUGGUCCGAAUUUAAAAAUAUCAGGUGUAAUAUUACAGCUAUGAGACUAAUAGAUCCAAAUAGUGCCCAUGUGAAAAAUGCUGCAUUAGCUUGGAAUCAGAAUAUGAGAUAUAAUAUUCUAGACAAUUUAAAAAAUAUGGCUAUUCAAAAUGAACUAAAUUAUCAACGAAGUAGAAAACAGUUAGAUGACAUCAAGCCUACUGAUAUUCGCACAAAGACAGCUCUUUUAUAUGAUUCCCUUAAUCUAUUCAUCUCUGUCUUCUCAGAAAUGGAGAAAAAGGGAAGAGUGGCGUUGGAACCUUUGAGUUGUGAGCUGAAUAAAACUUCAGCUCAUGGACAACUGUUUUCAGAAACGUUAUUAAAGACAAACGACACACUACUUUUGGAACCAUUAACCGGCGUCAUUACGGAAUUUGAUCAAAUAGGCUACAGACAAAUUUACAAAUUACAAAUUAUAGAACUUGAAGAGAGUCAAUUUAGAGUAACUGGGAGCUGGAAUCCUCUCGUACCAGACAAACUGAAUUUAACAUUGACCUUAGAAGAUAGGGAUACUGAACUAAGGAAAAAAAUACAGAAAAGGAAUUUUCGUGUCGUGUCCAGAUUAGGAGACCCGUAUUUGAUGGCCAUUGAAGAAACAGGUGGUAAACUUUUAUAUGGAAACGCCAGAUUUGAAGGCUACGCCGUGGAUUUGAUGACGGAAAUCUGCAAACCCGAAAACUUAAACUGCAGCUUUACUUUCGAUUUAGUACCGGACGGCAUGUAUGGCAACUUUGAUCCAGUUACCAAACAGUGGAAUGGAAUUAUCAAAGAAUUACUUGAAUAUAGGGCAGAUCUUGGAAUAUGUGAUUUAACAAUAACAUACGAACGAAGAAAGGCAGUUGAUUUUACGAAUCCCUUUAUGACACUCGGAAUAAAUAUCUUGUAUGCUAAGGCCGUUAAGGAACCACCUGACUUGCUUACAUUUAGCCAUCCUCUAUCGUUUGAAGUAUGGAUCUACAUUGCUACAUCAUACCUCAUUAUUUCUUUAAUAAUGUUUCUGGUAGCAAGGUUGAAUCCAAAUGAUUGGGAAAACCCACAUCCUUGUAAUCCUUAUCCAGUGGAAUUGGAAAAUAUAUGGACUUUUAGGAACUGUUGUUGGUUAACAAUGGGUUCAUUUAUGACACAAGGUUGUGAUCUACUUCCCAAGGGAAUUUCCACAAGAUUGGUUGCUGCUAUGUGGUGGUUUUUCGCUCUAAUAAUGACAGCUUGUUACACAGCUAACAUGACCGCCUUUUUAACUAGUUCGCGUAUGGGUUCUACUAUAGAAAGUGCAGAAGACUUAGCAGCACAAACGAAAAUCAAAUAUGGAUGUGUAGCAGGUGGAGCUACGUCAUCAUUCUUCAAAGACACAAAUUUUUCCACAUACCAUCGGAUGUGGGUCCAGAUGGAAUCGGCGGAUCCUAAUGUUUUCGAGAAAAGUAACAAAGAUGGAGUUAAACGAGUUAUCACCAGCAAAAGAAAAUAUGCCUUCAUUAUGGAGAGUUCCAACAUAGAAUAUGAAAUGGAAAGAAACUGUGAUUUAAUGCAAGUAGGAAACAAUUUGGAUUCUAAGGGAUAUGGAAUAGCAGUACCUAUUAAUGCUCCGUACAGAAAACAAAUUAAUGAAGCUAUUUUAAAAAUGCAAGAAAUGGGUAUACUUCACACAUUAAAAGAUAGAUGGUGGAAACAAAAGCAUGGUGGUGGUCAAUGCACGAAAGACAAACUGUCCGACGAUGCAGCAGCCACGGAAAUGGGUCUGGACAACGUGGGGGGUGUCUUCGUGGUUCUCGCUGUGGGAGUUCUCCUAGCCUUACUCAUAGCCAUCUGCGAGUUUCUAUGGAACGUCAGGAAAGUUGCUGUAGUUCAAAAGCUUACUCCAACAGAAGCCCUCAUUCAGGAACUCAAAUUUGCAGUCGAUAUUUGGGCGAGAAAAAAAGCAGUUAACAAAGGCAUUUCAACGAGUGCAAUUUCUAUGGAAAAUAUUGACGAACAAAUGUGAAAUAAAUCAAUUUUUUGAACAAUUAAAAAAAUAUCAAAAAUAUAAUUCCGGGUUUCACAAUUUCAGUGAAGCUUUUCUAAAUGUAACUUCCUGCUAGUUAGGCAAAAAUAUAACAAAGAAAAACGAACAAAAAAUGGUUUAUUUUGACUAGUUUCAAACCAUAAAACAAUCAAUAUUUGCUAAUUUUUAUUUGAAAUAAAAUGUCAUUUAUUUUAUUUUAAAAAUUUUUAUUACAGUAAAUAAAUACCGGAACGUAUAAUUUGUUUAUUUUAUCGUGGGAAUUUAAAUAACUAGAUAUUAAUAAAACAAAUAAUGUUUUCUAUAACAAAAUCAAAAUGUAU